Messenger RNA from Esox lucius (northern pike), 3209 nucleotides. RefSeq names its product poly(A) specific ribonuclease subunit PAN3 (gene pan3). Bases 385 to 2883 code for a protein of 832 amino acids. Lineage: Eukaryota; Metazoa; Chordata; Actinopteri; Esociformes; Esocidae. The transcript has 18 exons. Gene Ontology annotation, molecular function: poly(A) binding; metal ion binding. Gene Ontology annotation, cellular component: PAN complex; P-body. Gene Ontology annotation, biological process: nuclear-transcribed mRNA poly(A) tail shortening; mRNA processing. The record is from RefSeq and is a predicted model, not a curated record.
UUUAUCCAGUUCAGACUUCUAUAUUUGCUUUGUAACAAGCUACCCACAAUGCAAUGCUAUGCUAUCUGGUUCUUAGCGGAGUAGCCAGAGACCAGAAAACAACAACAACAGCGUGAACGUGGCUCAACAACAGGCUAGCUAGGCCAGCUACAUGGACAGCGACCAUAGGGACCAGACUUUACAAACGCAAUGUCCUUAUCUCAGUUAUUUAUAAUAUAGCCGGAUAAUGUAAGUAAUGUAAUUUUUGGCGAGUACAAAUCAUAAUUACUGUUGCAUAUCGCGUUGCAUUGUCAUUAGUUGAACCCUGCUCUAGAGCAAGCUAGCUAGCAAUCGACUUCUCUCUAUGUUUGAAUAUCUUCCGGCGGCAGCGGCAGCAGCGGUGCCAUGAACAGUGGACUCCCAGCUUCAGCUGCUCCGCUCGGAGGUGUUGGAAUACCCUGCGUCAAGGUGAAGUUCUGCCGAUACUACGCUAAGGACAAGACUUGCUUUUAUGGAGACGAGUGUCAGUUUUUGCACGAGGAGCCGUCCAUGGGAAGCAUGUCCCUUCACGGCGGAGGAAGCCCUGUCCCUUUAUCCAUGGCUGGAGGAGCCGUGACUGCAGCGGGAUACCCGCUUAGUGCGCAACCGCCUUGCCCGGUCGGGGUACCCAACGUCCCCAAAAAGAACGACUCUAUGGGUUCUGCAAGCACGACUCUGGAGGGACAGCUGUUAACCAUCCCUGGGAUGGAGGGAGGAGCCCUGAGUGAUGCCAAUUUGACAAACUCCUACUUCAGCAGCAGCUUCAUCGGGGUCAAUGGCUUUGGGAGCCCUGCAGAAUCUAAAUACUCAAUGAUGCAGAGAAUGACCAGCAGCAGCAGUUCUCCUAGUCUCCUUAAUGACGGUGCCAAGAACUUCAGCCACAGCGCUCACGAUCUAUUCCAUGGAAUCCUCGCAGUUGGACCAGGUCAGAGUUGUGGGUCGAUGGAAAGCUCCCCUUGGACAACACAAUCUUCAUUCCCUCUCCCUCUAUGUCCUCUUCCAGAUCCAGUGAAUUCCCCCACAUCCUCACUCUUCAGUGACUUUGGUGCUCUGAGCAUAUCACAGAGAAGAAAGGCUCCCAACCCGGCAGCCAGCGAGUUCAUCCCUAAGGGGGCCCCACGCAUGGCUACCAUGGUCCAGUCCAGUGCCCCGGCUUUCCCCUCACCUCUGUUCCCCCACCCAGGGCUCAGUGGCUCCUCUGCUGCUGCCCUUGCACCUGGGAUGUCUCUCUCUGCAGGGUCCUCCCCCCUCCACUCCCCUAAAAUCACCCCCCAUACGUCCCCUGCCCCACGCCGGCGCAGCCACACCCCAAACCCCAACAACCCCAACCAGGCCAACUACAUGGUGCCCACCAGCGUGUCGGACCAAGGGGCCCACAUCAUCCAGAAGGAGACGGUGGGGGGGACCACCUACUUCUACACCGACAACAGCCCCGCCCCCAUGGCCGGGAUGGUGUUUCCGACCUACCACAUCUACCCUCCCACUGCCCCCCAUGUGGCUUACAUGCAGCCCAAAGCCAACGCUCCGUCCUUCUUCAUGGCCGAUGAACUCCGACAGGAGCUGAUAAACAGGCAUCUGAUCACCAUGGCUCAGAUCGACCAGUCGGAGAACCCAGGUGUUCCGUCAGAGGUGGACAGUUACCACAGCCUGUUCCCGCUGGAGCCCCUCCCCCCUCCCAGCCGCCUGCAGAAGACCAGCAACUUCAGCUACAUCACUUCCUGCUACAAAGCUGUCAACAGCAAAGAUGAUCUGCCUUACUGCCUGAGGAGGAUACAUGGUUUCAGGUUGGUGAACACCAAGUGCAUGAUGCUGGUGGACAUGUGGAAGAAGAUCCAGCACUCAAACUCAGUCUCCCUGAGGGAGGUGUUCACCACCAAGGCCUUUGGAGACCACUCGUUGGUGUUUUCCUAUGACUUCCAUGCCGGGGCAGAGACCAUGUUCAGCCGGCACUUCAAUGACCCCACCACCGACUCCUAUUUCACCAAGAGGAAGUGGGGACAGCACGAGCCCCCUCCACCGCGGCAGCACGCUGGUCUCCUCCCCGAGUCCCUGAUCUGGGCCUACAUCGUCCAGCUGAGCUCGGCCCUCAGAACCAUCCACACCGCCGGCCUGGCCUGCCGGGUUAUGGACCCCAGCAAGAUCCUCAUAACCGGCAAGACCAGGUUACGGGUGAACUGUGUCGGAGUGUUUGAUGUCUUAACCUUUGACAGCAGUCAGACCAACCAUCUGGCCCUGAUGCCUCAGUACCAGCAAGCGGACCUGAUCUCCCUGGGCAAGGUGGUGUUGGCCCUGGCGUGUAACUCUCUGGCUGGCAUUCAGAGAGAGAACCUGCAGAAGGCCAUGGAGCUGGUGUCAAUCAAUUACUCAUCAGACCUCAAGAACCUCAUCCUCUAUCUGUUGACUGAGCAGUCGCGGUUACGCAGUGUUAAUGACAUCAUGCCGAUGAUCGGAGCUCGGUUCUACACACAACUGGAUGCAUCACAGAUGAGGAAUGAUGUCAUCGAGGAGGACCUGGCUAAGGAGGUGCAGAAUGGCCGUCUCUUCCGUCUGCUGGCCAAGCUGGGCACCAUCAACGAGAGGCCGGAGUUUCAGAAGGAUCAUACGUGGUCCGAGACAGGCGACCGCUACCUGUUGAAGCUCUUCAGGGACCACCUAUUCCACCAGGUGACGGAGGCUGGGACCCCCUGGAUAGACCUCAGCCACAUCGUGUCCUGUCUCAACAAACUGGACGCGGGCGUGCCUGAGAAGAUCAGCCUGGUGUCUCGUGAUGAGAAGAGUGUCCUGGUGGUCACCUACUCCGACCUGAAGCGCUGCUUUGAGAGCACCUUCCAGGAGCUGCAGCAGGCUGCCACAGGCCCCGUGUAGCGCCCACUGCUGGCAGCAGGCUGAGACUGCCUGAACUGGACAGCACAUUAUUGCACUACAGCGGAGGACCGGGUGCAUAUUGAUGACAUCAUCAGCGUGGCGAGAAAGGCAGGGGGGUGGGACUUGCUGGACCUCAGUCACAUACACUGUCUUGAAAACCAGGAAGGCUUUUCUAAAGGUUAUUUUUUUAGUUUUUCCUAAAACCCUGCAGCUGGACAAAUAAAUUACGGAAAAAACGGAAGCUGUGACGAUGAUGAUGAUAACAAGGAUGAGGAAGGAUGAAUUUUUUUUAGACUUUGGGAACAAAACGAAUACUAAAAAAAAAA